CGGGGUCCGGAUGCGCCUUGCCGCCGUCCCCACGUGUGGCGGGUGAGAGGGGUAGGCGGCGGAGAUGUCGGUGUCAGUGGCUGCCGCGGGCAAUCUGCCCAUGCGGCUGCUCCGCAGAAAGAUCCACAAGCGCAACCUGAAGCUGCGGCAGCGCAACCUGAAGCUGCGGGAGGCCGAGGGUGCAGUGCCUCCGCUAGGCCAGGGACUGCCGCAGAGCCCUCCGGAGGAAGAAGAGGCGGCGGCGGCCCCAGAGGUAGAAGAGGUGACGGCCGGGGCGGCCUCGGAGGAGGUGGAGACUGCGGAGGCUGCCGGCCGCAGCGGCGGGGAGAAAAAGAAAAAAAAGAAGAAAAAGAGGAAAGCGGCAGCCAAUGCAGAGGAUGAUACAGAAACUAAAAAAGCCAAAACUGAAGAAGAUGAAUCUCUGGAGGCAGAAGAUGACCAUAAGCAGGAUUCCAGAGAAAAAGAGGAGGAAGAAGAGGAGGAGGAUGAAGUGCCCAGUUUACCGCUAGGUUUAACAGGUGCUUUUGAAGACAAUUCUUUUACUUCCCUGGCUGGUGUUGUCAGUGAGAACACACUGAAAGGCAUAGAGGACAUGGGUUUUACACACAUGACUGAAAUUCAGCACAAGAGUAUUAAGCCACUUUUGGAAGGGAGGGAUAUUUUAGCAGCUGCGAAAACAGGCAGUGGCAAAACACUUGCGUUUCUUAUUCCUGCAGUAGAGCUCAUCUACAAGUUAAAAUUCAUGCCUAGAAAUGGAACAGGUGUUAUUAUUCUUUCUCCCACUCGAGAGCUUGCAAUGCAAACCUACGGAGUUCUUAAAGAGCUUAUGAAUCAUCAUGUUCACACCUAUGGUCUGAUAAUGGGGGGCAGUAACAGAUCAGCAGAAGCACAGAAACUUGGAAAUGGAAUCAACAUCAUUGUAGCAACACCAGGAAGACUGCUGGAUCAUAUGCAGAACACUCCAGGUUUCAUGUAUAAGAACUUGCAGUGUUUGGUAAUUGAUGAGGCAGAUCGUAUCUUGGAGGUUGGAUUUGAAGAAGAAAUGAAACAGAUCAUAAAACUUCUACCAAAGCGCAGACAGACAAUGCUUUUUUCUGCAACACAAACCAGAAAGGUUGAAGAUCUGGCAAAGAUUUCUCUGAAGAAAGAGCCCCUGUAUGUUGGGGUUGAUGAUAACAAGGAGACAGCAACAGUAGAUGGUCUUGAACAGGGGUAUGUAGUGUGUCCAUCUGAAAAAAGAUUCCUUUUGCUCUUCACAUUCCUCAAGAAGAAUCGGAAGAAGAAACUAAUGGUAUUUUUUUCUUCAUGUAUGUCAGUCAAGUACCACUAUGAGUUACUCAACUAUAUUGAUCUGCCUGUUUUGGCCAUCCACGGCAAGCAGAAACAAACCAAGCGGACUACAACGUUUUUCCAGUUCUGUAAUGCAGAAUCUGGAAUACUGUUGUGUACCGAUGUAGCUGCCAGAGGAUUGGAUAUUCCUGAGGUUGACUGGAUUGUCCAGUAUGACCCUCCAGAUGAUCCAAAAGAGUACAUUCAUCGUGUUGGUAGAACUGCUAGAGGCAUAAACGGUAGAGGACAUGCUCUGCUCAUCUUACGGCCAGAAGAACUGGGCUUUCUUCGUUACCUAAAACAAGCCAGGGUACCACUAAGUGAAUUUGAAUUUUCUUGGUCAAAGAUCUCAGACAUCCAGUCUCAGCUGGAAAAACUGAUUGAGAAGAACUACUUCCUUCACAAGUCAGCCCAGGAAGCAUACAAAGCUUAUAUUAGAGCUUAUGACUCCCAUUCUCUGAAGCAGAUCUAUGAUGUCAAUAACUUGGAUCUUCCCAAAGUCUGCCUUUCAUUUGGUUUUAAAAUUCCUCCAUUUGUUGACCUCAAUGUGCAUAGCAACCAUGGCAGAAGACUACAGAAAAGAGGUGGAGGUGGAGGAUUUGGUUACCAGAAGUCAAAGAGUGUCCACAAAGCUAAAAUCUUCAAACACAUUAACAAGAAAUCAGAUGGUCGACAGUUCUCUCGUUGAUUGGAUGGUCAUUAAAAUGGCUUGUGGCAUUGGAAAAGCCUACCUGGAGCAAAACAUCUGGCAGAUAGUUACUUCCAAUUUAAACUGCUCUUUUUUCUUCAUGUUUAGAGAUCUUUAUGGUUUUGUUUUUUGUGAAUAUCUUUUAUCUUUCAGCUCAGAAAGACUGGAAGGGAGAUGAAAGACAGGAGGAUAUGGCAAAGUAAUUUUGCCAUACUCGCAAGGAAGAAGACAGUUGAAUACAGUUACCUUAACUCAAUACUACAGAGUUUUUAUUAAAGAAAUUUAAAAACCUG
Pogoniulus pusillus (Red-fronted tinkerbird) is the source of this 2310-nucleotide messenger RNA. It is a transcript of the gene DDX18, whose product is annotated as DEAD-box helicase 18. Gene Ontology annotation, biological process: maturation of LSU-rRNA from tricistronic rRNA transcript (SSU-rRNA, 5.8S rRNA, LSU-rRNA). The transcript has 14 exons. NCBI's taxonomy places the organism in Eukaryota, Metazoa, Chordata, Aves, Piciformes, Lybiidae. Gene Ontology annotation, cellular component: nucleolus. Bases 65 to 2017 code for a protein of 650 amino acids. The record is from RefSeq and is a predicted model, not a curated record. Gene Ontology annotation, molecular function: nucleic acid binding; RNA helicase activity; ATP binding.